AUUAAGUUCACAGAUAACGGGAAUGUUGAACUAACCACAGUUGAAAUAACUGAUGAAGUUGAGACCAACCAAGAUGAUAAAAAAAAGAUUUCGUCUUCAUCCGAGGGCAGGAAUUCCGAAUCAUCAAGUGUUAAGUUUCGAAUAGAGGUUAUUGAUACUGGACGUGGAAUUGAUCCUGGUUUUAUGAAUAAUAUGUGUCAACCGUUUUCUCAGGAAGAUUCAUCUUUACGUACAAAAUUUGAGGGAACAGGGUUAGGUCUUAGUCUAUUAGAUAUGAUGCACAGCCAUUUAGAAGUUAAAUCAGCCGUUGGAGCCGGUAGCAAAUUCUCAUUCGUUCUCGAGCUUCCCUUAUCUCAAAGAUUAGAAUCAAUUGUUCCUUCCCAAUUCCCAUUAGAUUAUAAAUAUUUACAACUUUCUAUCGAAGAACAAAAUUUAUUAAUAUCUAAAUCACAAUCUUUGUCCUUUGCUAUACUAAAAUCGGAAAACACUUUGUUCUUGAGACAAAUAACAUAUUAUUUAGACCAGUGGGGAUUUAAAUACCGAUUGAUAAAUAAGGAUGAAUUAAAGGUUGAAUUUGAGAAAGAACAUGCAGACAUUAUUAUUUUAAAUGAUAGUGUUAGUAAUUUAGAGUGCUUUUUGGACAAGUUAGAACAAUUUCAUGAAGCUGUGAAAGUUAAUGAUGAAAAUGUGAAAAAUGCGGAGCUAGAACAUAUGAAUGAGAGGAAACAAAAAAUAUUAUUCUUCUCAACGAUCGAAGAUCAUCAAAAUGCGGAGAACGCAUUACAGAAACAUAAAGUUCAAUUUGCUGUUCCGGCUGGUCCAGUAAAGAUUUUAACGGCCAUAAUAAAAGCAAUAGAAUCAUUACAUUCUCCCACAGCUGAAAAUAUAUGUGUAAUUAAGGAAGAUACUACAUCAUGUAAUCAUGCACAAAAACGAGAAAUAUGUUUAGGAAAUGAAUUGUUACUUUCACCAAGCAUACAUGGAUCAGCCGCUGACAUGAUAGAAGAGUUUUCUAUCGGUGUUAGUGAAAAAAUUCUAAUGAGCUCAGUUUAUGAUAACACUAUUAGAACAAAACUUGCUGAAGUAGAAUUGAUUGAGGAACGAUCCUCAACGGUCGAUGGUAUUGAUGAAAAGAAUAUGCAUUUAAUAACAGGGGAAGAAAAAGAAAUUAAAAAGAAAAAGGCUUUGAAAGAUAUAACAUUUCUUAUUGUUGAG
Scutellospora calospora is the source of this 1215-nucleotide messenger RNA. The record is from the annotation of a GenBank genome assembly. Lineage: Eukaryota; Fungi; Glomeromycota; Glomeromycetes; Diversisporales; Gigasporaceae.